AGUCAAGCCAUUGAACCAUUGGUUUGCGACUACUUGUGACUUGUGGAUCCGGAAGUGACACGAUGGAAGGUGACAAGUCAGCCGGUGACCUCGGGAAGCCCAAGACUUUGGCCCUGGAUGAUCUGGAUGCCAAGUUGGAUCAGCUAACGGCGAAGGUUGACACCUGCAUCCUAGAGAUUGUGCAGCUAAGGAACUCUACGAGCUUAACAGCUGCGCGGCGCUCGAUCAUGGACGCCGCAUCCUCGACUAGCAGAGGAGGUCGACCUUCACUGGCUCGAAGCUCCUCGGCUCAGUCUUUGGGCUCGGCUAUUCGUCCUUCACGCUUAUCCCAGAGGUCAAAGGCGAGCAGUAUUCCGACACAAAGUCGGCAAACUCUAGCACGUGAUUCCCUAGGGCAGGCACAACUGCCCCAGUUGGAGGGAGGUCGUACUGCGAGACGCACGAAUUAUCCCAUUCGAAACAUGGACUUGCGAAUGGCCUGGCAGGAAUAUGCCAAGGAAACGCUCCACCAGGAGCUCUCCGAAGUGGGCACAGAUGGCGACGUACAACAAGUGAUGCGGAUGAUGCAUCGAAAUCGAUGCGAUUACAUUUGGGAGCUGUUGGAUGACCCACAAUCGAGCAGGUAUGCCUGGUGGUUGUCGCAGUUCUUUUCCAUGUUCGUCAUUGGCAGCAUGCUCUUGUCGCUGCUGGAAGCAUCUGAAGAGGAGCCAUUGAUCGAUGCCAACACCGCUGCAUGGAUGUGGCUUUGCUUGGAUUCAUUCUUCCUACUGGAAUUCUUGUGCCGCAUCCUGUCUGCGCCGUCGAAAUGGAGCUAUGUUGUGGAUUGGCUUAACUGGGCUGAUAUGAUCUCAGCUUUGGGGUUGCCGUUACGUGCCACUGCGGGUUUUUUCCUGCCAGCUUCCUUGUCAACACAAAACAGUGAGAUUGUGAUCCUGCUGUUUUUGAUCUUGCCCAUCAUUCGCUUUCUGAAGCUUUUGCGCUACUUUGAAUCCUUCAGGCUGCUGAUUGAUGCGGCCCGAAGUUCCGCAGAGGCGUUGCCUGUCCUUUGCUACAUUAUGGCAAUUAUUACGUUGCUAUCGGCAACAGCAAUGUAUUUGUUUGAAGAAAGAAGCAAUAUACCAACGAUCUAUCAUUCGAUGUGGUUGGCCAUCGUGACCAUGACCACGGUAGGCUAUGGUGAUUAUUAUCCAACCUCCUUGGCUGGCUAUAUCAUCGCAUCCAUUCUGACCUUCACCAGUGUUCUCUUCUUGUCCCUACCUGUUGGCAUCAUCGGACACGAGUUUACGCGUUCUUGGCAAAUACGUGGUCAGGUGUUGCUGAAGAACCGCAUUCGUCGAUGUAUGCUGAAGUGGGGCUACAGCUCCAAGGACUUGCGCCUCCUGAUCGAGUACGUGGAUGUGAAUUGUGAUGGUAUGCUGGCUUUGACGGAGUUUCUAGAGCUGAUGCGGCAGAUGAGAAUUGGAAUAUCUGCUCAGAGCGCCAUUGAUUUGUUCAUGGCCUUUGACGAUGAUGCUAAUGGCUACAUUGACUAUGACGAGUUUUUGCGGCAGAUCUUUCCUGAGGAAUACGUCAAGGAGACGGUGGACAGCCAGAUUCUCUAUUCCUAUGGAGAAAAAAUUCCGCAGGCACCGGUAUCGCCUCCGGAGACCAUUCUAGAGUCCCCGGAGAUCAUUCUGCAGCCUGCGGAGUCCAGGUUGAGGCCAGCUUAUGGUGCAGCGUCUGGGAUGGUGAGCCCAAACCAAACUAGCGGCACUAGCGAAGUUGACGAGAAUGACGUGCUGAAGGAGCUAUUCUAGGUGAGAAGUUCGAUCUGAAACGCUGCGGGACUGAAGUACGGACGAAAGCCUUUUGGCUGUAAAGAGGCGCCAGUAUGG
This is a messenger RNA of Cladocopium goreaui, 1874 nucleotides long. The record is from the annotation of a GenBank genome assembly. NCBI's taxonomy places the organism in Eukaryota, Dinophyceae, Suessiales, Symbiodiniaceae.